AUGUGUGUGUUCUUGAGAGAAACUACAAGUGAGAGUUGUGUGAGGAAGAAGAAGAAGCGGCGCUGCGGAGGAGGCGGCGCCAAUAGGCUGGACUUGGUGCUCGACCCGAGGCUCGCCGGCGAGUCAUGCACCUGCAGGGACGAGAUGCGCAGGGUCCUCGACGUCGCGCUCCUCUGCGCCUCCAGCCUCUCGAUCGAUCGGCCGUCCAUGAGGUCCGUUGUGAAACAGCUGCUCGAGGUCAGCAACCCCGUCGUCGCCGUGGUCGACUGGUCGUGGAGGACAAGGAACCUCUUCAUGUGUGAUCCAUGCAUGGCCAUGUCUCAGAAAGCAAUGCUAGUUUGGUAG
Triticum turgidum subsp. durum (durum wheat) is the source of this 345-nucleotide messenger RNA. The record is from the annotation of a GenBank genome assembly. NCBI's taxonomy places the organism in Eukaryota, Viridiplantae, Streptophyta, Magnoliopsida, Poales, Poaceae.